This is a messenger RNA of Spodoptera frugiperda (fall armyworm), 2492 nucleotides long. RefSeq names its product probable ATP-dependent RNA helicase DDX27 (gene Rs1). Gene Ontology annotation, molecular function: ATP binding; nucleic acid binding; RNA helicase activity. NCBI's taxonomy places the organism in Eukaryota, Metazoa, Arthropoda, Insecta, Lepidoptera, Noctuidae. The record is from RefSeq and is a predicted model, not a curated record. The coding region runs from base 100 to 2478 and encodes 792 amino acids. The transcript is spliced from 15 exons.
GGAACGUCAGAGCAACAUGCGAUUUUGAAGGAUAACCUCCAAAAGCAUUUAUUUACAAAAAUUGUGUCAGCAUGUCGUGUGAAUAAAAAGGAAAUAAUAAUGGAGAAACCUAUAGAAUUACCGACGUAUAUUAAAACAAUACAGGAUGGCGAAGAAGUCGAAGAUUUCUCCGAGGAAUCGGAUGAAGAAGUAGAGUAUCAACCAUCAAAACAGAAAAUCAAAAGGAAGGCAGAUAUCAACCCUAGUUUUAAAUUUGUUGGAUCUGUAGACGAAUAUAAUAAGAGUCCAUGGGAUGACCUCCAGAAGUAUGUGAAGCGCAAUGUGAAGCACACUCUAGAUGACAAGAUUCAGAUGCGGAGAGCCGCUGUCAAGGUCAACGGGAAUGCUGAGGAUGUGGACACAGACUCCGAUGUAGAAAACAAUGACAAUGACACAAGAGAGCUGGAGAUAUCUGAUGAUGAACUCAAGAGAGAUGAGAUCAAGAAUAAACCCAAGAAGCUCACUAAGAAAGAGAAGUUGAAACAGGAACUAGAGGACGAGACGGAGCAGGGCGCCCGCAUCGAAUACGACUCGGACUUCUUCGAGGAGCCGCCGCCGUACGACGAGCACGCGUCCUUCUACAUGAUGAACCUGUCGCGGCCGCUGCUGAAGGCCAUCGGCGCCCUCAACUACGUGCACCCCACGCCCAUCCAGGCCGCUACCAUACCUGUCGCGUUGCUUGGCAAGGACGUAUGUGCGUGCGCGGCGACGGGUACGGGUAAGACGGCGGCGUACAUGCUGCCCAUCCUGGAGCGCCUGCUGUACAAGACCUCCGGCGGGGAGCGCCUCACCAGGGUCCUCGUCCUCGUGCCCACCAGGGAGCUGGGGGCGCAGGUACACACGGUGACGCGACAGCUGUCUCAGUUCACGGCGGUCACAGUCGGUCUGUCCAUCGGUGGGCUCGACGUCAAGUAUCAGGAAACCAUGCUGCGUCGUAACCCGGACAUAGUGAUCGCGACCCCGGGCCGGCUCAUAGACCACAUCCGCAACACUCCCUCGUUCGGACUGCACUCUAUUGAAGUACUCGUGCUCGAUGAAGCUGACAGGAUGCUGGACGAGUACUUCGCGGAGCAGAUGAAGGAGAUCAUCCGGCAGUGCUCCCCGAAGCGGCAGACCAUGCUGUUCUCCGCCACCAUGUCGGACCAGGUCCGGGACCUCGCCGCCGUCUCGCUCAACAAGCCCGUCAAACUGUUCGUGGACUCUAACAAGGAUGUCGCGUUCAAUCUGAGGCAGGAGUUUGUCAGAAUCCGUCGCGAGCGCGAGUGCGACCGCGAGGCGAUGCUGGCGGCGCUGGUGUGUCGCACGUUCCGCGACCGCGCCGUCGUCUUCGUGCAGACCAAGAAACAGGCGCACCGCCUGCAUGUCGCGCUCGGGCUGCUGGGCGUUAAGGUAGCAGAGCUCCACGGCGCCCUGAACCAGCCCCAGCGUCUGGACUCGCUGAAACGGUUCAAGGAGGAACAAGUCGACGUACUGGUCGCCACCGACGUGGCGGCGCGCGGGUUGGACAUACCCGGCGUCAAGACUGUACUCAACUUCACACUGCCCGCCACUCUGGAGCAUUAUAUUCACAGGGUGGGUAGAACAGCGCGAGCGGGUCGCGCGGGGGUGUCGGUGUCGCUGGCGGGCGAGGCGGAGCGCCAGCUGGUGAAGGCCAUCGUGAAGCGCGCGCGCCGCCCCGUCAAGUCGCGCCAGAUCCCGCCCGACAUCGUCGCCAAGUACCGGGACAGGUUGGCCAGGCUGGAGCCCGAGAUUGCCGCAAUCCUAGACGAAGAAUACGCAGAAAAACAGAUGAACAAAAUGGAGAAACAAACAGCUAAGUUAGAAGGAGCCAUCAAGACAGAGGGAGAACAGGUCGGGCCCAAGAUAGAGGUGAAGCGGCAGAGGGAGUGGUUCCAGACUCCUAAAGAAAAGAGGGAGGAGAAAGAGAGGCUCGCUCUUACUAAACAUCCUGAUAAAGAUAAGAAGAAGGGCGGUAAAGGCAAGAAGCGUAAACACUCGGAGGACGGCGAUGACUCGGACGACGGCGGGCGCAAGAAGAAGAAGCCCAACAAACAUAAACCUAAGGACACGCCCGAGGAACGAGUCAAUCGGGAGAUGGAGAAGGUCGCCCUCCUCCAAUCAAGAAUGGAGAAACGCAAAAAGAAACAGCGCAGGAUACGUGCAGUCGACGACGAUGACGACCGCCCACAACACGCACCUAGGAAAUCUAAUAAAAUGAAGAAGAAACAAAGUAAUUUCGCCAACGACCUCACGGACACAUCAAGAGCUGCAACUAAGAGACUCCGUUAUGACGCUAAUAAGGCCCAAAAGGACAAUAGAGGGCCUCGAAAAGGCAAAGGCCCCGCUAAAGGAAAAGGCCCGGGUAAAGGCAAGCCCAAUGCCAAACCCAAGGCGUUCGGCAAACCGCAGGCUGCGAAGGGACGUAGGAAAAAUAAAUAAAUGUGCCUAUUAUA